GAGUUCAGGGUGGGUGUGAAGCAGACGGAUGUAGCGAUGCGCUGCGGCCUCCAGGGGGAGUACUAUUGGCUGCAAGUGGCCCAGGAGGGGCUGGUCCUUAAGGAGGCAGAGACCAGGAAGAGUUUGCAGGACUGGCCCUAUCGGCUGAUACGACGCUAUGGCAGAGACAAGUUGACAUUCUCCAUCGAGGCGGGCCGGCGUUGUGACUCUGGACCCGGAACCUUUACCUUUGACACAUGCCAAGCUGACGACAUCUUCAGCCUCAUCGAGAACGCCAUACGGGAACAGAAGGCCGUCGCCGGGGACGAAUGUGAGGGCCACACUGUGGCUGCUAACCGUAGCCCUAAUAUGCCUCGUGCUCGUUCACCACUGCCCAAACUACCAGAUAGCGCAGCCAUUUUGGAGGGCAGCUACAGCUUUAAGCCAGUAUUUUCAAACGCUAUUGGCGCAGAGCAGUGUGUGUACUCACAGCCGCCUAAUUUGAUUGGCUCUGAGGAGUGUCCGUACUCUGAGCCAGCAGACAGUAUUAAACCCAAAGCCCCAGGCCUCAACUCCUAUCUGACGCCCCCAACGGCCUCCACCCUCACCCCCUCUAUCCCUCUAUACCCCCACAAUCACCAUGGCAACCGAACGGAACCAGUGUACGCCGACCCAGCAGACAUCCUCUCACUCACACCCCCGAGAUCUACACCACCACCACCACCGCCCACUUCCUCUUCCUGCUCUUGUCACCACGGCGACAAGCCAGAGCCGGUCUACUCCGAGGUGUAUGACCGGGGACAGGAACCUGGCAAAGAGCAACCCAUCUAUAGUGAGCCUUGUGUGGGGACCCCAGCCAAGGGCCCCAACACUGACCCGUUCGCCCACCUUUACAGCCAGGUCUGCAAGCCAGGCUCUUCAUCCUCAUCUUCAUCAUCCCCCUCUUCCUCCUCAUCAUCAUCGUUGACCAUUACCAGGACCUUGGCCACCAGGAGGCCCACUGCUGGACGCCAGUCACCAGAGGUCAUCUAUGAAAACAUGGGGUUCAUUUAGGAUACUCUGCUGCGUCUGAAAUGGCACCCUAUUGCCCUUUAAGGUGCACUACUUCUGAUCAGUGCCCAUAAGGAUAUAUUGAGACCAAUCCACACAUUCACUCAUUUCACAAUGUUAUUGUAAACUUACUUUAUUUAUUGAACUUGUUUUCACAUACAGAAUCAUUGUUUUUUCUUAUGAUGUAAUAACUUUUGUAUAACCUGAUAUGAAUAUCAAUUUUGCACACCAGUGUAAUGAACAUGGGAGAGGGAGAAAAGAGUAACAGAGAUCUUCCAGAAGUCUGCCAGUGGUCGAUGUAAAUAUUACAAACAGUGUUAGCCUCCUCCUCCCCAACAGAAACCAAUGACUUCCGCUCAGUCUCACAUCCUUUUCCUAAUUGACUUUGUUUUACUGAUGUGAUUCAAUAAAACAAUCAUGGGUGUGUAUCCAGUAACUCUCCCUCCACUAUUUGUUUUGUGCAUUGAUUGUUUAUUUUUUUGAAAUUGUAUU
Messenger RNA from Salvelinus namaycush (lake trout), 1521 nucleotides. Its product is annotated as docking protein 1-like. Gene Ontology annotation, cellular component: cytoplasm. The transcript is spliced from 2 exons. Gene Ontology annotation, biological process: cell surface receptor protein tyrosine kinase signaling pathway; positive regulation of MAPK cascade. The record is from RefSeq and is a predicted model, not a curated record. Bases 37 to 1032 code for a protein of 331 amino acids. Lineage: Eukaryota; Metazoa; Chordata; Actinopteri; Salmoniformes; Salmonidae.